Molecule: messenger RNA, 249 nt
Organism: Eruca vesicaria subsp. sativa (arugula)
Lineage: Eukaryota; Viridiplantae; Streptophyta; Magnoliopsida; Brassicales; Brassicaceae
Source: the annotation of a GenBank genome assembly
AUGUCUGUUCAUACUUCGCUGGAUGACUUGAGUCUUGACAUUCGUAAGCCUGCAGUUUGUGUUACCCUCAUAAGCAAAUGGGUCACAAUUACUGGUACAAUGUUAAAGAAAUCAGCCAUGGUAUUUGCUGAUCAGAAAGGAACUACGAUAGAAGGAACUCUAUAUGAAGAGUUCAAAGCUUCAAAUCAAAUCACCAUGGAUGAAGGUGAUUGGUUUGUAAUUCGAAACUUCAAAUUGACCACUUUUUGA